Camelina sativa (false flax) is the source of this 1012-nucleotide messenger RNA. The record is from RefSeq and is a predicted model, not a curated record. Lineage: Eukaryota; Viridiplantae; Streptophyta; Magnoliopsida; Brassicales; Brassicaceae.
UGACAUUCUUUUUUCACCAAACAUCUCAUCAUCGUUCAACUUCUUCUUCCCAUUCAUACGUUCUGAAAUCAUGGCCACCAAGAAGAUCUUUGGCUUCGUGCUCGUGAUCAUGUUUCUCUUUAGUUCCACCUCGGCUAAACUAUACAACGUCGGUGGUGACUAUGGAUGGACUGUCAAAGACGACUCUUGGGCUGAAAAUAAGCAAUUCCACGUCGGAGAUUCCCUCGUCUUCGAAUACGAUCAGAACGUCAACGACCUCGCUCAAGUUUCCAGCGCUUUAGAGUAUGAUUCAUGCGAUGCCUCUUCUCCUAAAGUUGUUUACAACACCGGAUACGAUGUCGUAACCUUCAAGGAACCAGGACAUCAUUACUUCAUCACCUCAAAUCAUAUUCAAUGCGUCAACGGACUUAAACUCGACGUUCUUGUCGUCCAUGGCACCUCACGUCCAAUUCCUUCAUCACCACCACCACCGAGCAAGAACCAUGAACCGUCACGUCCGAUUCCUCCACCACCACCAAGCAAGAUGGGAAGGAUCUACAAGUUUUUGNACCAUGAACCGUCACGUCCGAUUCCUCCACCACCACCAAGCAAGAUGGGAAGGAUCUACAAGGUAGGUGAUUCCAAAGGAUGGAGCGUCUACACCAGUUACUACUAUUACAAGUGGAGUAAAAAUAAACAAUUUCGUGUUGGAGAUACUCUCUAUUUCGAGUACAACAAGGACCUCAGCGACGUUAGAGAAAUCAGCGAUGAUCUUGAGUUCAAAUCAUGUGAAUCAAAUUCUACCGUAGCCGUGUACAAGACCGGACACGAUCUCGUUAAGCUCACUAAACCAGGAGUGCAUUAUUUUGUAAGCUUAAAGACCGGUCUUUGUCAGGCUGGCAUUAAGCUUCGAGUCACGGUGCAACCAUCAACCGAAGAUGUUACUUUGCCCGAUGUUCCCAAGAAGCUCUCACCUAUUAACCGCUGCAACAGGUGGAGGUGGUGGUUAUGCAUUAUCAGACCUCAUCACUAA